Messenger RNA from Rhododendron vialii, 5196 nucleotides. RefSeq names its product SAC3 family protein B. The record is from RefSeq and is a predicted model, not a curated record. Gene Ontology annotation, cellular component: transcription export complex 2; cytoplasm; nucleus. The transcript has 16 exons. Gene Ontology annotation, biological process: mRNA export from nucleus. NCBI's taxonomy places the organism in Eukaryota, Viridiplantae, Streptophyta, Magnoliopsida, Ericales, Ericaceae. Bases 240 to 5033 code for a protein of 1597 amino acids.
UUUUUUUUUUGAUCCGCAAAGGUAUCCCACUAUCCCCACUGGUUUGCUGCGUUUGCCUAUUUGGGGUUCCAUUUCUCCCCCGCAAAACUCCGCACGAGUGAGAACCCAAAACGACGAGAGAAACAGCAAAUCGCACAAAACAGUAUUGAGAGAGAGAGAGAGAGAGAGAGAGAGAGAGAGUAAUCAUCCAAUUCAGAUGUAAUGUAUUUGGGAAGAACAUAAAUUAGGAUUGAGGAAGAAUGACGUUCAAUGGAUUUGGGAAGAGCUCAGGCCCAGCUGCACCCCCCGUCUCUACACAAAACCCUUUUGCCUACCUCCCUCGCCCUUCUCCCCCUACUCCUACUCUUUUCUCCUCUUUUCCGCCCCAACCAUCUCCCAGGGAACUUGAAGCUCCAGAGAGAACAUAUCCGCCACCAUUGGCUUUUCAAAACAACCGCUCUGUCAUGCGUCCUUCUUACCUCUCUGCAACAGUACAUAGGUCCAUUGAGCCGCCUCCUAAUGUGGGCCAGGGGCAAAAAUCUUUCUUCAAUGGUUACGAUGCCCAAACUCAUCAAAAGCCUUCGGCAGUUGCUUCAUUUCUUACUUCACAAAGUCCUGCCGAAAUUUCACCACUUCAUGAUCUGAAAAGAAGCAGAUCUCCUCAAUUAUUGUCCACUGAUGGAGAUGGUAUGAGAAACUCCAGAAGGGGUGAUACAAGGCCUUCAGAUUUGCUCUUCAAUGAUCAAAGGAAGUCUGUACCUCAGAGGACACAGUCACCUGUUGUGUUUCCGGAAAACCAUUAUUCUCUGCAGAAAUUUGGUCCUUCUAUUGGUAUUCAGAGGCCUGUUUCGUAUUCCCCUGGGUUGGAUAACUGGACAGGGUCGCCAGGCUAUUUUAGCAAAUCAUGGACUCGCCAAGAUCAGUCUGCAGUUUUACCUUAUGAUUCUAGAAAAACUUUUGCGACCAACCUUGUUGAUUCUCAGGUCCAUGAAAGUGCCCGGUCCCCACCUUUACAAAAUGAAACUUCCCAGGAAAAUCCUCAUUUUAUUCAGCAUGAUUCUAAAAGGCCUUCUGUAUCUCCUCCCAGAUUGAACACUAAAUCGAAUAGGAUUUCCAAAGCUCCUAAUUCUGAAAUUCCUCUGCCAUUUGCACGAAGUAUUGAUUAUAAAGCUGCUGCAACUAAGCCCACAAAUGUCCCAGUUCCCAAAAGAACUAGGUCACCUACUUUACUUUCUACUGAUCAAGUUUUCCAGGACAACUCUUCUGCUCAAGAUGACGUUGAACGAGAAUUGCAAGCCAAAGCAAAGCGAUUGGCCCGCUUCAAGGUGGAACUUAGUGAGCCUGUGGAAAGCACUUCUGGCAUUGGAAGCCAAAAGUUCUCAGUUAAUAGGCAUGAUAAUUCUUUAACAGGCAGUCAGAGAAGUACUGGCGAACAUUCUUCAAACGUGGGAGGAGAUGUCCCCAAUGCCAAUGUGCUGUCUGAUUUUGAAGGACCAGAAUCUCACACUGUUAUAAGUGGAUUGUGUCCAGACAUGUGUCCAGAGUCGGAAAGAGCAGAGAGAGAGAGGAAAGGGGAUCUUGACCAGUAUGAACGCUUGGAUGGAGAUAGAAAUCAAACUAGCAAAUCCCUCGCUGUUAAAAAGUAUACUAGGACAGCAGAGAGGGAGGCAGAGUUGAUAAGGCCAAUGCCAAUCCUGCAGCAGACGAUUGACUAUCUUCUGUAUUUGCUGGACCAGCCUUAUGAUGACAAAUUUCUUGGUUUGUACAACUUCUUGUGGGAUAGGAUGAGAGCAAUUCGGAUGGAUCUGAGGAUGCAGCACAUUUUUAACCUUAACGCUAUUACAAUGCUGGAGCAAAUGAUAAGACUUCACAUAAUAGCUAUGCAUGAGUUAUGUGAGUACACAAAAGGUGAAGGCUUUUCAGAGGGAUUUGAUGCACACCUCAACAUUGAACAGAUGAAUAAAACAUCUGUCGAGUUGUUUCAACUGUAUGACGAUCACCGAAAGAAAGGAAUUUUCGUGCCAACUGAAAAAGAAUUUCGAGGUUACUAUGCGCUUCUCAAGCUGGAUAAACACCCCGGAUAUAAAGUUGAACCUGCAGAACUCUCGCUUGAUCUUUCCAAGAUGACUCCAGAGAUAAGACAAACCCAAGAAGUAUUAUUUGCCCGUGAUGUAGCAAGAGCCUGCAGAACUGGGAAUUUUAUAGCCUUCUUUCGGCUUGCACGAAAAGCGAGUUACCUCCAAGCAUGCCUAAUACAUGCUCACUUUGCCAAGUUGCGAACCCAGGCACUUGCUUCUCUACAUUGUGGUCUACAAAAUAACCAAGGUAUCCCUGUCACACAUGUUGCUAAAUGGCUCGCAAUGGAGGAAGAUGACAUAGAAAACCUGUUGGAGUAUCAUGGGUUCUCGAUUCGGGAAUUUGAAGAGCCAUACAUGGUGAAAGAAGGGCCGUUUCUAAACAGUGAUAAUGACUAUCCUGUUAAGUGUUCUAAUCUUGUUCAUAAGAAAAAGUCAGAAACGAUAGUUGAGGAUGUUUCAUCUCCUCAUGUAACAGUGUCAUUACCUGGAAAAGAAGUAAAGAAGGUCCAGUUGGUUAAGGCCUAUGACCAGGAACCAAAACCUGUUCAUUCUGUUGGGACAGUAAGUGGGGCCCAGGCCACACCUGUUCAUUUUGCUGGGACAGUAAGUGGGGGCCAGGCCAUUGAUGAGGAAAUGGACAAUACUGAAGCUGUGCCAUCCCCAAAAGCUGCAUCACAAGUAAAGCCCAUGGUCAAACCAUCAUUAGUAAUCGGUCAACAACGUGGAGAUGGAGGUCCGAUGGCUGCUGCAAUUCCUUUCUCAUGGGAUUUCUCUUCCGCACAUAAUUCCCCUAAAUCUCCGCAACCUAGAGUUAUAAGCAUGGGGAAACCAAAGUAUAGCACCGUUUUCCAGAACACUCUGGAAAGGAACACAUACUCUGAUGCCAAAGCAGAUUCCCCAAUUGCGUCAGAAAGAGUUGACCAAGAGGAAUUUGCAAGUUCUGGAUUUGACUCUGCUAUGGAUAAUUCAGUUCUCCAGAAAUUGUUUAUAGAGGAUUUGGAAGAUGAAGAGGGUCGAGAUAGUCAUCAAGAUGUUGAAACUCAGGAAGUACAGCGUAGUUAUCAAGAUGAGGAAGCUGCUGAGGCCAAACUCAAACUUAUCUUUAGAAUAUGGAAGCGUCGUACAAUGAAGAGAAGAGAGUUACGGGAGCAAAGGCAAUUGGCUUCCAUGGCUGCAUUAAAUUCCCUAUCAUUGGGCCCACCAAUUCGACAAAACGUAAAUCAACCAAGCACUUCUUGUAAGUUCAACAUUGACAGCAUUGUGAAUGAGAGACAUGAAAGACAAGAAAGAUCGCGGUCAAGGCUAAAUGUUUCAGAUGUGAUUGCUGGUACACUUGGUGCAAGAAACCCAACUGCCAAAUGUUUUUGCUGGAAAAUAAUUUUAUGCUCCCAGAUGGAAAAUCUAGACGGUAACAAUCUGCAAGAAGGGGGCCAAGUUGCCCAGUUUACUGCAGUUCCGUGGUUGCUCUCUAAGCUCAUGCCUACAAAAAAAGACGACGAUGACGACCUAGUAAUUUCUUCUUCUAGCUUGUCAAUAUGGAAGAAAUGGGUCCCAAGCCAAUCUUCUGGGGAUGUCACCUGCUGUUUGUCAGUCGUCAAGGAUGCAAAAUUUGAUAAUCUAAACAAGACGGUGUUAGGUGCAAAUGCACUUCUGUUCCUUUUAUCUCAAACCAUCUCAUUGGAGAUCCAAAAGUUUUGGCUACAUAACCUUCUUAGGUCUUUACCUUCUGGGUCCCACUUGCCGCUUUUAAUCGUAACAGACUCGCACGAAGAAGAUUCAGAUUCUUCAUCCAUAAUGGCUGAACAAUUAGGUCUCCGUGACAUUGACAAAUCACGGGUAAGUGAUUUUUCGAUUGUAUUCCUUGCGAACAACCAGCAACUGGAAGGGUUUAAUGGGUUUCUCAGUGAUGAGAAAUUGAGAGGGGGACUGCAAUGGCUUGCAAGUCAUUCACCUUUACAACCUGCUAUUAAUUGUGUGAAAACACGUGAACUGGUUUUGACCCAAUUGAGUUCUUCACUAGAGGUGCUUGAUGAGAUGGGUGUUUAUGAAGUGGGUCCGGACCAGUGCAUAUCUGCCUAUAAUGAAGCCUUGAAUAAAGCAGCUGGGAAGGUUAUUGCUGCAGCUGAGGAAAAUCCCACGUGUUGGCCUUGUCCAGAGAUUGCUUUUCUAGAGAAAACUAGCUAUGAGAGUGAAGUUGUGAAUUCAUACUUGCCAGCAAUAGGAUGGAGCUCAUCAGAGAGAAUAGAACUGCUUGUUAGUGCAUUAAGAGAGACAGAACUUCCUACAUUUGAUGAAAACAUAUCAUGGCUCUAUAGAGGUUCUAAAUUGGGCAAUGAUAUUGAGAAACAUAAAGUGCAACUUGAAAAUUGCUUGAUCAGAUACUUGACUGAGUCAAGUAAGAUGAUGGGCCUGUCUCUUGCAACAAAUGAGGCUCGGGCAAUGAUACAAAAGAAUGCCCGGCUUGAGCUCCAUAAUUCAACCUACUAUAUUGUUCCAAAUUGGGUCAUGAUUUUCCGAAGAGUUUUCAAUUGGCGUUUAAUGAGUUUAUCCAGUGGGGCGGUCUCUACAGCUUAUGUACUGGAGAGACAUAAUGUUGAUGUUUCAACUUCAGCUGCGAAUGAGUUGGGGAUUAUUCAAGGUAAAAUAUCUUCACCUUGUUUUCUAAUUCAUCCAUCGCUUGACGAAAUGGUAGAAGCUGGGUGUGGGGCCCUUGCGGAGGAUGAGGCUUUUCAGCCUCCACUGGCAAUGGUGGUUUCUAAUGGCAGUAAAGCUGUGGAAGCUGCCUGUGCCAUUAAUGUGAUGGAGGCUGGAAUGGGUACUGAUAACUACAUGCAGCAUAUAUCAAAUGACAGUAGAAAUGCGUUACUGGUGGCAGCCGAGAAAGAAAACGAUGAAGCAGAUAGAUUAAGCAAGUUGUUGGAGCAGUGUAAUAUAUUGCAAGAUAGGAUAGACAAGAAAUUGUCGAUUUAUUUCUGAUACGGUAAUUUAUUUGCAGACGGAUAAUUUUAGAAUUUUUUUUUUUUUUUUGUGGCAAUGAGUUUUGUAUCUUUCAUGAGCUUUGCAACCAGCGGGAGAUAUUUCUCACUUCUAGAAUGAGGAAAUAACAAAAGCUUUACGUGACUAUUAUUGUCCAGCAUUA